AUGUCAGAAAAUAAGGUCAAGAUAACCUAUGAAAAUUCUUAUAUGGGAGACAUCAAGUUGGCCCAUAUGUACGUUGAUAAUCUAUCCGGAAAAUACAUGUACAUUAAAUUCAACUUUACUCUCAAUAACAUGUUCCAUACAACCAUUGAGGGAGAAAAGUCUGGAAAAACAAAGGAAUUUUCUGUACUGUUGUAUCCAACAGAUCAACAUGUCUAUCUAACCAGCUUCCCAGUCCUUGAUAGAUAUAAGAGUUGGAAAUACAAUUAUACUUAUGCUUGUUCGAUUGCUGAUAAACCAACUGAAUCAAGAGAAAUUUAUGAUGGUGUCUUCUUUGAAACAUUCCAUAUGGGAUUCGGAAGUUUGGUUGUUGCAUUGAAAAACAACAAUGUUUUGCAAAAUUUAAACGGAGAAAAACAUAUUCAGGUUAAGAUUAAUUAUACAACUCUCCAAAACUUGACACCAACAAAGACUUAUGAAGAUUUUGUUGAUUUGUAUGACCUUAGAGUUUUAAACGAAUUGACAAUAGAUAAUAAGAAUGAAAAAACAACUUACAAGUACAAAUACUUUAUCAAAAAACCUGAAAAGACCCUAACUUUGGAAGAAAUAAGCUCAAGUUUAUUAACUCACUACUCUCCUAACUUUUCUCUCUUCUCCUCUCUUUUGGUUGAAAGAAGAGAACUCAUUCCUGGAGUAUUUGGAACAUUGGAAUUGACUAAGAGUGGUAGUGCAGUGCUUAGUUUUGAAAAUAACAACAAGACAGCUGUCAUUAUUACAGAUGUGGUAGUAAAGGGAGGUGAGAUUUCAUACGUGGAUGCAAACCUCAGCGGGAGAGAUCCAAAUAGUCCCCAAUUAAUUGUUUUCCCAAAUGAAACUUGCAAAGAGUUCUUAAAUAUCAAACAUCCAAAGGGAGUGUUCGACAUUUCGUAUGAAUGUAAGGUUUCUGAAGGAAAACUUGUUGAAGAGAAUGAAGUCAAACCGUCUCUCUUUGUCUAUGCUUACUUCUUCAAGACCUUUAAUAGCUUAUUAUUGGCUGUCAAGAAUAAUUGCGAGAAGGCUCAUAUGUGUUAUUUGUUUAUGAAACAAAUGCAAAAUUGUACAAUGGAUACUGAUUAUUCAGAUCAAAACAAAAUGAUGGUCAAACCUUAUCAAACAAAAUUGUAUUCUAGUAUUUUCUUGACCGAUGUAACAAAACCAUUCGUUUACUCAUAUGCCUAUCAAGUCAGUAGAGUUGCAGAUGAAAAUGAUCCAAAUCAAGGCAAUAAGCAAACAAUUUUGGCUAGUUCAGAUUCAAAUGAUGUAAAAUCCCCUGAACUUCAGGCACAAGCUAAUAUUGAAAGAGAAUUGGAAUUAAGUGCAACCUUGACGGGUAUUGAAUAUAUGUCUGUUGUCAGUGACCUUGUAAAGACUAAAAUUGAAUCAGGUGAAGUGUUUGUUGAUCCUGACUUCCCUGCAGAGACAGAUGUAUCUGUUUAUGAAUCAAGCUUCUCUGGAAAGAGAAUUGAAGAUAUCAAAUGGUCCAGAGCUUCUGAAAUUCUUGGGCAUAAUUACGAAAUUUUCUGUGAUGGUAUUUCUGCAGAUGACAUAAAACAAGGUUGUUUGGGUGACUGCUGGAUGCUGUCUGCAGUUGCUGCUAUUGCUGCACAACCAUACUUAAUUGAAAGAUUAUUUUCCACUCGUUCAGUUAACAAGGCUGGUAUUUAUGAAUUGAAUAUUUGCACUGGAGGUGAAUGGACAAGAGUAGUCGUUGAUGAUUUAUUCCCUACAGAUCAGUAUAAUAAUUCUCUAUUUGCUCACAAUCAUUCUGCCGAAUUGUGGGUCAUGUUGUUAGAAAAGGGUAAGUAA
Messenger RNA from Naegleria gruberi, 1842 nucleotides. RefSeq lists its product as uncharacterized. Gene Ontology annotation, molecular function: calcium-dependent cysteine-type endopeptidase activity. The record is from RefSeq and is a predicted model, not a curated record. The coding region runs from base 1 to 1842 and encodes 613 amino acids. Gene Ontology annotation, cellular component: cytoplasm. Lineage: Eukaryota; Heterolobosea; Eutetramitea; Acrasida; Naegleriidae. Gene Ontology annotation, biological process: proteolysis. The transcript has a single exon.